UGUCUACUCAAGUUUGGUUGGUAAAUCUUUCAUUAGCUAUAUAUACAUGUACCAGCUUUAAUUGUAAAUUAUCAAUAAUUCGUUUCUGUGUCGGAAGUAUUCUUUAUACAUUAAGAAGAGGCUAUUAUGGUGUUUAGUUUUUAUGCGCAUACUUUAAGUAUUCGGUACAGUAUCAAAUAACAGAGAAGAUUUAAAUAGUACACGAAAUAUUGUGCAUUUUAUAUUUAUUAUAAUCUCCAAGGGGGAAUACGUGAUUUAGCACAUAGUGCAAUUUAAAGAGAAACGUACUGUUUGUUUUAUAAAUUCACGAUUUUGGCAUAUAAUGUGAUCAAAUGAAAUGUUACUAUUUGUUUUUAUAGCAAAUAGUGGUUUUAAAUCACCAAAUUAAAUUAAACUUCAUUGUUGUCAAUCAACAGACCAUUCAUUCGUAUGGACUAAUUGUCUUUAUUUAUAACGCAUUCAUUUGAUUAUUAAACGGUGAAAAAAAUCAAGGUGACAGGUAGAACAAUCAAAUGUUGGAUUAAGCAGUUUGUGGCAGGAGUUUUUAUAUUUUAUCUUUAAAAAUGUGGUCGUCAAACGGUGUUACAAAGAAUCGUGUUUCACCAAUUCUAAAUGGACAUACCCGUUAUGAUAGUGAUGUUAAAUCGGCAAAAUCUGCAAGUGGUGUUCAAAUUGACAUUGAAAAAAAUGGACACAUUCCGUCUUCUUUGUCAAAAAAAUUAACAAAUCUUAUACGACGAAGAAAAUACGACAAGUUACACGUUGAUAAUGCUGGACAUUUAAUGUUGGAUACUUCAGAAGGGCAGGGAAGAAGGACACUUCAUAUUUCGGAAAGACGAAGACAAAACAAACUGUUUGAGAAGCCUGUAAAACCAGUCAAAGGGUGCGAUGCAUGGAAAUAUCACCAGAAACAGAACUGGAGAAAAUUUAAAAUAAGUUUGAAGGAAACAGGUUAUAAACUAGAACUAUGGAGAUCAUGGUUCAAGAGAAUAGAAGGUCAUCAAGGAACUGGAGUGCUGUCAUACUUUGUGUUUUUGAAAUGGAUGUUCUUUUUGAACCUUUACUUGUUUUUGAUAAUGUUUUGGUUUGUGGUGUUUCCGCCUAUUGUAUUCAACGCUGAAAGUACUUACACCACUGACGUAACAGGUACCAGUGUAUCAGGGGUUUCUACCACUAAUACCGCCACUUGUACAUCAGAGUAUGAUACCAGCUUAGUUUAUUCAACAAGUGGAGCUAGAGUUGUCCAGGAUUUCAUUCAAGGAACUGGAUGGAUGGAAAAGACAGCUCUCUUUUAUGGAUGGUACCCUGCAAAAGAGAUCAAUAUUACAUCUUCUAAUGAAUAUUUAAUGCCGUUUGCCUAUUUUAUGGCAGUACUUGGUGUUUUAUUCUUCAGUCUUGUACGAAUGGCAAGAUUCACCAUUAGAAGUUUUAAGGAAAACUUGGCGCAAGAUAAUCAAAAUGAUAAAGUAGACUAUUGUAACAAGGUAUUUGGAGGAUGGGAUUAUGCUUUAGAUGACGAGAAUACCGGUCAUGGCAAGAAAAGCAGUAUUUACAAUGAUAUUGUUGCUAACCUUGAUCAUCAGAAGUACGUGUUAACCAGAUCAGAAUGGACAACCGGUCAGAAAUGUAAAACCUAUACAAUCAGGGUGGUGAUAAACAUAUUGAUUCUGGCUAUUCUUGGUGGAGCAGGAUACCUGAUCUAUUACGUCAACAAAUGGGCAACUGAUUACCUUGCUACAGAAGCCUCAAGUGGGAGUGUAAUGAUCCUUCUUGUAGAAUUUUUGCCAUCACUGACAAUUACUAUUCUGAAUGUAUUAAUACCAUUGCUGUUCGAAGUACUGGUCAAAGCUGAGGAUUACACAGCGGAAUUUGUCAUCAAAAUUACAUUAGUCAGAACUGUAUUCCUUAAAUUGGCAUCACUUACAGUUUUGAUGAUUUCCUUGUAUAUCCAAAUAAGCUGUUCAACGAAAACAGCAACCUGUAAUGUUUGUUCAACAAUUUAUUGUUGGGAAACGUAUGUUGGCCAAACAUUAUAUAAAUUGGUAGUUCUGGAUUUCUUAGUGCACAUAAUUGUAAUAUUCUGCUAUGAAUUACCUCGCAAGCUGUGUACUACUAAAUGUUCAUGCGGUGUUUGUGCUAAGAUUGGACCUGCUGAAUUCGAUAUUGCCAAAAGUGUUCUUGACUUAGUGUAUACACAAGCACUCUGUUGGAUUGGAUUCUUAUAUUGUCCACUGCUGCCUGCAUUAGCUAUGGUUUCAACUUUUACCCAGUUUUACCUCAAAUUGUUUUCUGCUUUAUAUACAACAGUACCACCAGAAAAGCCAUAUAAGGCGUCAAAAUCUAACAAUUUCUUCAUGAUAGUGCUUAUGAUAACCUUUUUCUUAUGCUGUUUCCCAGUAGGUUAUUCUAUGGUCAAAAUCGAACCAUCAAAAGGGUGUGGGCCUUUUAGGAUCUACAGUGAUAUGAGUGUUUCUGUCGACACCACUAUAAGCAACUUCCCAGAUGGAUUGAAGACAGCUAUUGAAAUUCUUACUUCUACUUCAAUGAUCGUCUCUAUAUUGACAAUCCUAUGUUUGACGAUAUAUUACCUAUAUGUGAGAGGCAAAGCCCAUAACGAAAGAGCAGAGGUGAUGAAAGAACAACUUGUUAUGGAAGGUAAAGAUAAACAGUUUUUGUUGGCAAAGAUGCAUGAUAUAACUGGUGAACCAAGACAGAAACCUAAGAAACAUCAGCCUCCACCUCCGCCAACAGUUAAUACAGUCAAUGAAGCAGAAGAUUAUAAUGAAGAUUAUUUAGCUAAGACAAAACAUUUUAUACAGGAUGAUGUACCCCCGCCGCCAGCUUAUGAAGAAAAAGUUACUGAAGAGAAACAACCAACUCCUCCACCUCCUGAGGUAGAGGAUGAUUGGGAUGAGGCCCCUAUCAUAUUAGCAGUCACAUCACCCCAAACACAACCAACGCAUAAUCGUCCUAAAUCAUCGUCUCCAGAACAUUUUGAAAUGAAAAAAAGAAAAUCUAAAAAAUCAAAGGUGACUCCUAGAGUUGAAAAGAAUGAACAACCUACAAAUAUGCCUUUUGACUUUUAAUAAUUUUUAUACUUGACUUUUGACAAUUAAAAGCAUGUCUGUGAUACAUUUUUUAUGACCCGUCCUAAUGUGUAUAUAAAGAUAUAUUAUAUAUAUAUCCGUCCUAUUUCUCUGUAUGUGCAUUUUAUAAAACAAAUAUAUGAAAGACAUGUGAUGUUCUUCAAUUGUUGAAUGAACAUGUAAUUUUCUUCUAUUGUUGAAUGAUUUUGAUUGAAUAUUCUGUAAAUGUGAUUUGUAUUGCAAUUUAUUGUAUUUUAUUCUUGAUUAACGUUUUUAUUUUGUAUGAUUCCUCAUUCUAUUUUUCGUCGGUUCUCUUAUUUCAUUAAUCAAGUAUGAUAGUGUUGUUGGCAUACUAUCUUACUUUUUUAGCUUUAACAAAAUUUAUAAAUGAUAUUUUUCAUUUAAUAUAACCAUCUUGCAAGUUCUGUGGAUAGUAUUUCAGUGCUUUGCUACAGCUAUCAUUAGGCACACUUUUAAAAAUUGUGUUUUCCAAUCGGUUAGAUAUUCCAAAAUAAAAGCUAGUUAUUCAAGUCAUAAUACAAGUUUUUGUUUUUGAUAGUUCCCACUUCAAAUUAUCUUAUAACGGAUUCUGCCUUUUUAACGAACCAUAUCGUCCAUAACAAACAUUUAAUUUAAAAAUUUAACCUUCAUUUGAUGAAAUUAUCCUUUUUACUGAAAGUAAAUGAGGAAAACCUUGUUAUUUUCAUUUGAUUUGUUAUUACUACUUGAUUAAACUACUUAAGUAUUUUAAAAUAAGUUUUGAAAGUUUGGAGAACAAAAAAAUUCAACUAAUAGAAAUAUUUGUCACUAUUUGUUAUGGAUCAAAUGUGAUGAUUGUAUUUCUUCUUUAUAUUGGUGUUUGUUUUUAACUGGAUCACCAUUUAACAUUUAUUAAGCUCAUCAUUUGUAUUCUUUAACAUCAUGAAAAUAGUAUAGCUUUAUAUUUCUAUGUUUCUCAAUAGUGUCUCUAUUUUAAAUGCUCACUAAUAGGAUUGACAAUCGUUGUGAAAGAUUCAUUUGUUCAGAACUCUUAUUAAUUUAACUGAUUGCAGUUUCAGUCAGCUGAAACUAGGAACUGUGAAAUGAAGUAAAUUAAGAGUUAGCUCACAUCAUGUAAUGUUAUUAUCUUUAUGCAUAAAAAAAAAUAUUUUGAAAUUAGAUAUAUGCAUAUGUAUUUCAAAAGUUAAUGCUUCUUUGUGCAAUUCGUGUUUUUAAAUUACUUCAAUUAUAUGAAACUUUACAAUUCUAGGUUAUCAUGACAUCGAUUUAAUUUCGUCCAUCGUCAAGAGAAUGUCUUGCUACUUCACUCGCAAUAUUUUUAUAAGAAUGUUAUAACUUGUGAAUUUUAUAUAUUAUGUGGGGUACACAAAUGUCUUGAGACACAGGUGAAGGUGUAUUGUUACCAUGGUUAGAUAACGUUCAAAUCAGAACAGAAAAUCUAGUAACAUAUAAUGUGUUCUACUGUUGGUUAUUAAUACAUAUAUUCAAUUAAACCUAUUUAAUUAAAGCGAAAUGAGCUGUAAACUGAUCUACAUGAUUUGCUUCAGUCAUUUCGAUAGAUUUUCUGUUCUGACUUAUUCUCUUUAUACUGCUGCAUCUUUUCUUGAGUGUGUUGUAGUAUGACACUUAGUAUCUUCACAGAGUAAUAAUUAAUGAGCUGGUCUCAUGAGAUGCAAAUAUUUAUAUAUUUUAUGGUCAUAUAUGACGUGACUUUUGGUUACAAUCUUAAUAUUGUUGACAAUAAAUUUAUCUGUUCAUCUA
This is a messenger RNA of Mytilus trossulus (common blue mussel), 4847 nucleotides long. RefSeq names its product transmembrane channel-like protein 7. The transcript is spliced from 18 exons. The record is from RefSeq and is a predicted model, not a curated record. Gene Ontology annotation, cellular component: plasma membrane. Gene Ontology annotation, molecular function: mechanosensitive monoatomic ion channel activity. NCBI's taxonomy places the organism in Eukaryota, Metazoa, Mollusca, Bivalvia, Mytilida, Mytilidae. The coding region runs from base 564 to 3086 and encodes 840 amino acids.